Musca domestica (house fly) is the source of this 2742-nucleotide messenger RNA. RefSeq names its product ribosomal RNA processing protein 1 homolog. The transcript has a single exon. The record is from RefSeq and is a predicted model, not a curated record. Lineage: Eukaryota; Metazoa; Arthropoda; Insecta; Diptera; Muscidae. Gene Ontology annotation, cellular component: nucleus; preribosome, large subunit precursor; preribosome, small subunit precursor. The coding region runs from base 126 to 2591 and encodes 821 amino acids. Gene Ontology annotation, biological process: rRNA processing.
GAGGCGAUUUUAUUGUAUUGAUUGUUAGAGAACACGUGUUGGUGUACCGUGUCCAAAUAAAACCUCGUUCUUUAAUAAAUAAAAAUAAUAAUAAAUUAAUACUAACUGGCCAAGUCAAACAAAUAAUGGUAGUAAUGAGCCAGGUUAAAAAACCUAAACGUGAGUUGUUCAACGCCGAGGAUAUUGCUGCACAAUUGGAAUCGGACAAUGAAGGCGGUGCCGACGACAGUGCCGAACAGGAGGAUGAAGUGCAAAAAGAAAUAAAAAUUAUUGCUCAAGAAGUGAAAAUUGUAAAAUCAUUGGCCUGCAAUGAUCUUAACAAAAGGAAUAAACAAAUGAAAAAGUUACGCAGAUGGCUGCAGUUGCGCUCUCAGUCAUCUUUCCCCUUUCAACAAGAGGAUUUUAUGAGAAUAUGGAAGGGUCUCUACUAUAAUAUGUGGUAUUCCGACAAACCGCUCGUACAAGAAGACUUGGCCGAACAGUAUGGCAAACUGCUGGAUUGCUUUGAAGGAAAUUUGGGAAUGAGUGUGAAUUUCUUUGGCGCAUUCCUUAACACCAUGUGUAUUCAUUGGUUCGGCAUCGAUCAGUGGCGUAUUGAUAAAUUUAUGAUGUUAACUAGACGUAUGCUACGUUAUAUGUUCGAAAUAUUGAAAGCGAGUAAUUGGGGUAAAGAUGCGGUCGAAAUCUUCAACAAGCAUGCUACCGAAACUGUUCUCUUCGAGAAUGUGGUUGCGAAAGGUUUGACUAUGCACUAUUUGGAUAUUUUCUUUGAAGAAUUGGCCAAAGUUUCUGAAGGGAAUAUUUCGGCAGAGCAAGUGGCUCUGUUUGUGAAACCAUUUGUUGCGUUCACAACUACACAAAAAGAUUAUCAACUGAUUUCCCAUUGUCGCACCAGAGUGUUCUAUCAUCUAUUGUAUCAAAGCGAUUUGGGCCGGGAAUAUUCCGAAAAGUACAAUGCAUGGAAAGAAAUGGGAUUCCCCACCAAACAUAUUGAUGAUUUAGAAAAGUGCGAAGUAUCUGAAGACGACGAAGAAGAUGCCGGGGAGGAGUUGGAGAACGACAAUGAAAAUCAGGCUGAAAACGAAGAAAAUGACAAUCAAAAUAAACAUUUAGAUCCACGUGCUGGUAACGUGGAUGUGUUUAUGCCGGUAUUGCCCUUAGAUGCUGAACCAAUCAUUAAAGAUUUGGAAAAUUUCCUAUACAAAGAAGAAUGUGCUACUAAACGUCGCAAGGUGCUAAAGAAACUCGUGGAGACAUUUAGGACAUAUCAAAAUGGCGAAUUCCCUCUGGGUAUUAAGACAAUGCCAAGGUUUGACCAGAAAUCUGAGGUGCCCCUAAUUAAGGAUAAAAUCAAACAACUAGAAAAUUUGGAGAAUGAGUUGUAUGGAGUUGAUAGGAAAUUGAAACAGCUUACAAAGCGUAAACGUAGAAAGCUUUUAAAAUCACUCAAUUACGAUGAAAUUGAUGAAAGCAACUAUGAACAGAAAUUGGAAAAGGCUUUGCCAAAGGAUUAUCUGGCAGAACGAAGGAAGAAGUCUCAAAAAGCAUUUAUGGCUGGAUGGAUAGAAGAGGAGCUGGAUGAGACAGAUAUAAAACCAAAAAAGGCAAAGAAACAUGAAAAUAUAACAGAGAAGGAAAAUGAUGACACGAACCAGAAUAUGAUAAAGAAGCCUAAGAAACAAAAGUUGUUGACAGAAAACGGAACAGAGGGUGAACCACAGAAGAAACAAAAACGAUUAGAUAAAUCGUUAGAAGGCAUUACAAAUGGCGAAAAGAAAGUAAAUAAACAAUCCAAAAAAGAUGUGGAAAGCACACAAGAGGGAAAGGAAAAUGGAAAAGAAAACACAUCUUCCGAAAACAAAAAAUUGAAAAAAGCUAAACAAAAUAAUGCAAACGAAAAUGUUGCAAUAAAUGGCGAUGCAAAAUUAAAUAAAAAAUCAAAAAAGGAAAAGGCAUUCAAACAAGAAGAGGGAGAACCCGAAAGUUUAGCGGAAAGUGCUAAUGGAUCGCCAAAAAAUUCUGUAAAACUGACACAUGUGUUGAAAAUUUCGGGAAAUGAAGAUCAUCCAGAAACGCCUAAAGCCAAACCUAAAGAACCAAAAGUUUUAAAAAUAUCUGAUCCCGACGAGCAGGUUACGCCCAAAAGCAAGAAGUCGCAAAAAUCACUAACUUCAACCCCAUUGAACGAAUGGGAUGAACCAUUGGCCGAAGGUGAAAUCGAAUAUUUUCUACCAUCGCGCAAGUUACAAUUAAAGAAAGCCAACGCUGAUUUGGUAGUAAAUCCUCUUGCAAAGAGCCGUCUCAGUGCUAGUCAACAAUCCACGCCCCUGAACUCGAAAAAACUUUCGUUAUCAACGGCAAACACUCCCAGUACGCCUGGUGGCACAAAACGUGUUAAAAUCGCGCUUAAACACAACACCUCACAGAAUCCUGCCGAGUAUAUACAGCAAAUUAAAAGCUCGCCCAACAUACCUUACGAUGCAAAAAAGAAACCCGGCAAAGGGCUUUUGAAGCCGAAUGCUAUGCCCAGUCCCAUUAAUCCCUUUUACAAAAAGAAGAUAGGAUUAAAAUUACUUAACGACACUAUUUGAUAUUGUUGCAGUAAAUUUUCAUUUUUUAAAAAAUAAGUAAUAUUUUGUUAAUUUAAAUAAAAGAAUGAUAAUAGAUUUUUUAGAAAUAAAACCAACUUUUAAUUAGGUAGAUCUGACUUGCAUUCAUUAAUAAAAAAAUAUUAAAAACAUA